AGGCAGCAGGAAGCCCCUCGGCUUGGCAAUGAGUGCGAGCGGAGCACAAACGCGAAACGAAACCUCACUCUUUUAUCUGAUAGCGGACUGAAUUUAUUUUCUCCCGAGGUUUGUGGCAGUUUUAGACAUCUUUUGAAAAUGUACGACCGUCUGGAUCCCCGGGUCGAGCGAAGACUAUUAUCAAAGCGCCAAACGGGCAGCAGCGCUGCCUGACCGCCCGCUCGCUGUCGGUCUGAAUCGGAUCAAGCGUCUUUUGGGGGCAUUUUUUGCAUUUGAAUCCUUCCUGCGCCACUGAAAGGAUCACCCGGGACAGAGAGUUGCCGAUUUGCACAGUUAAAUGUAAAGAGAAAAGCUUGGGGAGCUUUCUGAAAGCCUUUUUUUUUUCCUCCGGAGGGGACUACGAGCCGCGACGGUGACCGUUGGUGGGGGUUUGCCGCCGUUUGUUUUCUUGAGCGCGUGUGGAAGAUGGAGACGCACAUCUCGUGUCUCUUCCCGGAGAUUUUAGCCAUGAUUUUCAGCUACUUGGACGUGAGGGACACAGGGAGGGUGGCCCAAGUGUGCACAGCGUGGAGGGACGCGUCCUACCACAAGUCCGUGUGGAGGGGGGUGGAAGCCAAGCUGCAUCUGAGGCGGGCGAACCCGUCUCUGUUCCCCAGCCUCCAGGCGCGAGGCAUCCGGCGCGUGCAGAUCCUCAGCCUGCGGCGCAGCCUCAGCUACGUGAUCCAGGGGAUGCCCAACAUCGAGAGCUUGAAUCUGAGCGGCUGCUAUAACUUAACGGAUAACGGCCUGGGGCACGCGUUCGUGCAAGAGAUCCCUUCCCUGAGGGUGCUCAAUCUGAGCCUUUGCAAGCAGAUCACGGAUUCGAGUUUGGGCAGAAUAGCGCAGUAUCUCAAAAACUUGGAGGUGCUUGAACUGGGCGGCUGCAGUAAUAUCACGAACACGGGCUUGUUGCUCAUCGCGUGGGGUUUGCACAGACUCAAAAGUCUUAAUCUGCGGAGCUGCCGGCAUGUGUCGGACGUGGGCAUCGGACACCUAGCCGGCAUGACCCGGAGCGCGGCGGAGGGCUGCCUCAGCCUGGAAUACCUGACCUUGCAGGACUGCCAGAAGUUGACAGACUUGUCCUUAAAGCACAUUUCAAAAGGCCUGACCAAGCUGAAAGUGCUCAACCUGAGUUUCUGCGGUGGCAUCUCGGACGCUGGCAUGAUCCACCUCUCUCACAUGACGAGCCUGUGGAGCCUUAAUCUGCGUUCGUGCGACAACAUCAGCGACACGGGCAUCAUGCACCUCGCCAUGGGCACGCUGAGACUCUCCGGACUCGACGUGUCGUUUUGCGACAAGAUAGGCGACCAGAGCCUGGCUUAUAUCGCGCAGGGCCUGUACCAGCUCAAGUCGCUGUCGCUGUGCUCGUGCCACAUCAGCGACGAUGGCAUCAACAGGAUGGUGCGCCAAAUGCACGAGCUGAGGACGCUGAACAUCGGCCAGUGCGUGCGGAUUACAGACAAAGGACUGGAGCUGAUCGCAGACCACUUGACGCAACUGACCGGCAUCGAUCUGUAUGGAUGUACGAAAAUCACUAAGAGGGGACUGGAGAGGAUCACGCAGCUCCCCUGCCUUAAAGUUUUGAACCUGGGCCUUUGGCAGAUGACUGAAAGUGAGAAAGUGAGGUGAAACUUGGGGGGUUUCUGGAGGGAGGAGGGAGGGAGGGACGGACGGAGGAGAAGGAGGGCGGGAGGGGGAUGGGUGGAUUUCAAUAGAGCAAAGUACAUAAAAAGAGGCUUAAAAAUGCUGAAUGUGAUACAUGUGUCAGUUAUUGCUAUUAACACACACACACAAAAAGUUGUUUUUGUUAACAAGUCGCAAUAUUAAACCUCCCCCUCCCCGACUAUCGCGAUAUUUUGGCUACCUCGUUAGAUGUAUUAUAUUGUUAUUCUUAAAAAGAAUGAGAAUUUGUGCCUAGAAAAACAAUCCCCUCCCCCUUUAUCUCGUCUUUGGCUUAAGGAAAGCUAAAAGACUGAAAGAAAGGAUGGAUUCAGACUACCUUUUUAUUUCCCUUCCUUCAUAUAGCCAACAAAAGGACUUUCAAACAAGUCUAUGGGUAGUUGACAUCACAUUUCAAGCAGAUGUGCCAGUUGUUCACCUUAAGACGUUUUAAUUCUUCAUUAUUAAACAUGCCAUUUCUUUGUGAUCCUAAAUUAGCCAAGAGACUACAUGCAACACUUGUACUUGCAUUAAAAAGCAUCACAUGACCAUUAAAAGUGAAGUAGAUUUAAAAAAAAAGAGGACUAAAAUCUCGAAUGAAGAAAAAGUUCAUGAACAUUUGUCAACUACCCUUAUGCAAAUACUGGGUUUGUACACUAAAGCUUUUAUAUUUCCAAUCUCUUAGUUUGUGCUCAAUUUUACAGGCCUGAAAGCCUAUAAUUCCUGCUUUGAAUAAGAGGUUCCCUCUGCUGAUGUAUUUAUGCUUAUGUAAGCAGAUAUUAAUUAAUGGCUGUUAUUCAGAGCGUUGUACUUCAAAUUGAAGUGAAUUUUGUCCCUAAUAAGAAAACAACAACAACAACAACCCUGUUUGCAAUUCACUGACACCUUGUUUGCCUCUUCACAGGGCUGAAACAGGGCGCAUCGUGUUAUAAAACAAUCUGUCUGUUUUAAAUACAUGAAUAUUCAACUUUACAUAGAAGAGACAUGGUCAAAACGAGGGUAACACGCAAAAAAUGCAUGUCAGGCCUAUAUAUGUACCAUGAUGUAUCGACCUGCAACAUGUAUUGAGUCCUGCUGAGAAGCUACUGUGUUCUAAUGUACUGUAAAUGUAUUUGUAAAAAGAAUCCCAAAUUAAAAUGUUUUAUAUUCUUACAGUAAAAACAUUAAAGUUGAUAUUUAUAUAAAUAAAAGAGCCGAUUGAAUUUCA
Molecule: messenger RNA, 2905 nt
Organism: Danio aesculapii
Lineage: Eukaryota; Metazoa; Chordata; Actinopteri; Cypriniformes; Danionidae
Gene: fbxl14b
Product: F-box and leucine-rich repeat protein 14b
Exons: 1
Coding region: 466-1668 (400 amino acids)
Biological process (GO): SCF-dependent proteasomal ubiquitin-dependent protein catabolic process
Cellular component (GO): SCF ubiquitin ligase complex
Molecular function (GO): protein binding
Source: RefSeq, a predicted model, not a curated record